UAUUCAUGGCACCACCGAUCUACAGCGACAGCGCGUGCACACCGGGUGUGACGCAAAUGUCAUGCCGCAUGUUGCUUUUACUGAAGGGCACCCAAAAGGACGUUCAAUGCAAGGACAUCCAGUGGUAGCCAGUUGAUGAGCCAGAAUGACGGCAGAAAGACAUUUGGGGAGCACUCCUUCCGAUCAUCAGAACGAGCACCGGCGCUUCUCAGUUAUUGAGAAAGCAAUCUUCGCAUUUUCCACUUUACCACGAGCGACGAGAAUCAACCUCUAGGCUGUAAGUAUUAGUGGCCAAGCCAUCAUGCUCGCCUUCUCGCAAUGGGUCGCGGCUGCCGCGGAUGCUGCAGCGAAGUUAAUCUCGGCAGAAACAGAGCAGCGGAAGCUGACACUCACCAUCACAUACGGCCCGUACUUCAACGCCUCGGGAAUCCCGCUUCCAGCAAUCAUGCAGAAAGUGCAUCGCCUCGAGGGCUUUAAGCACGAGCUGGAGCGGAUGGGCUUCGUUGUUGUAAUGAAGAAAUCGCAAAGCGUCGGGCUGGUGGAGAUUUCGUGCGGCCCGCAUCGUAUGUUCUUCCUGAACAGCCCCCACCAGAUGGAGCAGCUUGCAUCCGCUUUGGUGCAACAAGAGGAGCAGAAAGAAGACAGCACAGACGAUCCACGUUGGUCCAGAUUAGCGAGAUCCGUCCUGGCAUUCUACUACGAGUGCUACUGCAGUAAUACUGCUAGAAGUCCUAGGAAACUGUAAUGGGAUUUCCGUAAUGGGCGCUCGCAGCAGCCACAGGGCAUGGCUGGCUGGUGUAGGUGUCCAGAAUGUCCCUGCAGCUCUUUUGCUUGUAUUAAAGCCCAGGUCCCAAGUUACAAGCCGCGAAAAGAGAGCGCGGUUCGAGUUGGUUCGAGAGUUUUCCGAUUGGCUGCGAGGGUGGCGAGAGCUCAAAUUCUGAAAACUUCCUUGCGACUGUCGCGAA
This is a messenger RNA of Closterium sp. NIES-67, 965 nucleotides long. Lineage: Eukaryota; Viridiplantae; Streptophyta; Zygnematophyceae; Desmidiales; Closteriaceae. The record is from the annotation of a GenBank genome assembly.